AAGAAACACAGUGAAUGCAACUAGUACGUCUUUAUUUCUAUGUCUGGAUUUAUCAGACAGCCUCGUUCUUGUUAAAAGUCGGUCAAGGAACCCUGAGGCACGACACGCGCAGCCUCCCGUGCAUCAUUCCACAAGACACGCCAUUGAGUUGCCUUCCUGACCCUCCGCAGUAAAACAAGAUUUUGUGUUCGUUAUCACACCAGUUUUCAAUGGGUUUGCCUGUUUCCAUUCAUGAAGAACGUUGCAUGGAAAGGAUAAGGACAGAAAUUGUGGGCUCUGGGAAUGCGUCGUUAGCAGGGAGGGGCAUCCUGUCAGUGAUAGCUCAUUACGUCACAUUCAAAGAAAGAGCUGAGCUGCCACACCACAAGAAUAAAACGAUGCUACCAGAGCCAUUGCGCCUUUAGAGAGAGACAGAGAAGGAGGCGGUGAAGUGCCCUCCUCACUUGUCAUGGAGGACCAGUGAAACAGCCAUAGUACACACAGACGACUGAAGAUUGAAGCGGGAAGUGAGGCUCUUGGUGUGUUCGGUGACGCAGCUCAGGCCAAGUGUCGCCUCACCAUGGCGGAGGUGGACACAAUGCACUGGGUGGUGUACCGCUACGUCCUGCCAGUGCUGGUGUUCGCGGGUAUUGUUCUCAACGCUGUCUGUUUAGUGGUGUUGAGUCGUCCAAGCCUCAGGUCAACCAGGGUCGUUUGGUACUUCCUGGCCCUGGCCUCCUCAGACCUGCUGGUGUGUGUCUUCCACAUCCCCGUUAUCACCACCAUCACGGGAUGCACCUACUCCUCCUAUGGCGAGGCCUACUACUUUACACACUUCGGCUGGCCGAUGGUGGGGGUGUGUCAGUCCUUCGGGACGUACGUCAUCGUGUGGCUGUCACUGGAUCGCUUCAUCGCGGUGUGGAUGUACGAGAUUUACCCAAAGAUCCAGCAGCGACCCCACGUCAAGAGGAACAGACUGCUGGCCACGGCGAUGGCCUGCGUCACCUUCCACUUGGUAUACAUGGUCUUGGCUGAGGUGACCUGCUCCACCGCAGCUGAAGGGGACGAGGAGUGCACGCGAGGCCACUGGAUCAGCGUGACAGGUUACCAAUACCAGUUUGAGAAGACGUGGCACAAGGUGUACAGCGCCAUAUACGGCCUCUUCAUUAGGUGGUUCCCAGGCUGCUUACUGAUCUUUUUCAAUGCUGGCCUAGUGGUGGGUGUGGUACAGGGCCGGGUCAACCUCCCUGUGGGCAGCAAGAUGCCGGGCAGGAGUGGUGAACACAAACUUGUCAUCAUUACCAUUGCCAUUACUGCCUCUUACAUCCUGUUCACCUUCCCUAUCAUGAUCUACAUAACUGGCUUUGCGGAGGCACUCCCAGACCGGUGCGGAGGCAACCACCCCAAGGAGGUGUUGAGGGCGGUGGGCAAUACACUGCAGCUGCUGGAGCACGUCAUCCACAUUGCCUUCCUGGUGGGACUCAACAGCCGCUUCAGAAAAGAACUCAAGAUUCUACUGCGACUUGAAAAGAGAACAGACAAUGACAACUGCCAUCACGAUGAUGGCGAGAAAGGGGAGCCAAAGAGUAGCAGCAAAUUGGCACUCCCUGCUUCCUUCAAUACACACUCCACCACCCCAACCCCACCCACCCUCACACAAGACCUGCACCUCAGCACUGCUGAUUCUCCUGCACUAUAGAGCAUGAAGCAACACAAGGUGAUUCAUGGCAACAUAAAAAGAGACUCAUCAGUUUCCCUUCACUCUGCUGGGCACCAGCAGUACUUCAAAGAAAUACAAAUUGUUGCCACUUAGUAUUCUAAGUAGUGGUGUGACAUUCAGUCUUCCAAACUGUGCAAAGACAGCCUUAAUUUAUCAAAUACCUUUUGACAAAAGCAACCAAAGAACAAACAGCAUUACACACACCAGGGUGGGUUGCUAGUGGUUGAUCCCCCGUGGGAAAAAAAAAAAAAACAGGAGACCCAUAACAUUGGCAUCCUGAUGCACUUGUGGAAGUGAACAGCCACACCUCAUUCCAGGUGCAAGUUGUGCCCAAGAGAAAAAGUCUGUGGGACAUUCUUCUUCCUUACCAAAGUACUUAUUUAUUCAGGAGAUACACCUGUUGGACUAUUUUUUUGCAUAUCUCCACAAGAAUGGCACACGAGAAAAAUUUAAUUCCUCUUGGUCAGCAUGGCUGAGCCUCGUGGUGGUGCCACAUCAGGUCACUGACUAAAUACUCACAAGUGCCAAAAGCUUACCACCAGACUAUAAAUAACAUGUAUGUAAGUUUGCAAAAAUAUAUUUUUUUACACAAAACAAAGAAAAAUUAAAAAAAAAAUCAAAUGAGUGAGAGCACUAAUACAAAUGAUAAUCUGCAGUGAUGCCAUGAAAUGACAAUUCAUGGUGCAAAUAUCAUAUGUAUUUUGUGCAGUGUUAUGGUAGUACAGCUUUACAACUACAUAUUUUGUAAGAGUAAAGGACAUUUUUGAGGACUGAGUAUAUAGUACAAGUCUUCAUGAUAUAUUCUCCAAGCUUGUCUGGAAAUUCUGGGCUGUUUGGAUGCAGUUCUGCUGUAAUCUCCAUGCCAGGCUGCUGUAUUGAUCUCAACAUAACAAUAAACAUUCAGUCAA
This is a messenger RNA of Portunus trituberculatus (swimming crab), 2607 nucleotides long. RefSeq lists its product as uncharacterized. Gene Ontology annotation, biological process: G protein-coupled receptor signaling pathway. NCBI's taxonomy places the organism in Eukaryota, Metazoa, Arthropoda, Malacostraca, Decapoda, Portunidae. The record is from RefSeq and is a predicted model, not a curated record. Gene Ontology annotation, cellular component: membrane. Bases 560 to 1678 code for a protein of 372 amino acids. Gene Ontology annotation, molecular function: G protein-coupled peptide receptor activity. The transcript has 4 exons.